UUGCUGCAAGCAGAACAUUGACAGUGGAGAAGAGGCUGGGCACCAUGCCAUGUUUGCGCAACCUGAGCAAAGAGCUGCUGCUGAAUGUGCUGGAGUUUUCAUUGGAUACCUCUGUGCUUGAGCUUGCUGCAACUUCUCGAGGUGUGAGGAGUGCAGUGGACGAAUGUAGAUCAACAGGAAAAGGAUUCCCAUGGCGACAACCACCAGGUAGCCUUGAAGUCUCUGGACUCUGGAGAGUUUUUGGCUUGGGAGACCUCAAGAGGAUUCCAGUUCCACCUGUGAACCUAAGGUGUGAUGUAGAGUUCCAGGACUUUGCAGAAGUGGUGGCCUUUCUCAAAGCUGCCAACGACUUCGCGGCUGACACCAUGGAUGGCCACGUGACCUUCGACAAACUUUCAUUCGAUGCUGGUGACGUGGCUCACCUCUUCUUCGGGGCAGAUGACCGGAACGACAGGUGGUGUGCAACGGGAGAGACAGAAGUGCUCUUCAACGGCCGUCGUGUGGAAUGCACACUUGAUGCCCAGCGAACAGAUGACGACGAAAACCCUUGGAUGUACGUCCACGUGGACUGCGAGAAUGUGCUGCCAAAUCCCAUCAUUUGUUGCAGCAGCCUCCUGUCACCAGAGCUCAGAAUGCGUGCCAAUAUACGGUGUGGUGAUAUUCACGAUCUUGACGAGGAGUCUCCUUUCACCGACUUCGUGCUCACAAACAUGCCACUGCCACUGUUUUUUGGUGUCAAAGAGCUUGAUGUUCCGGAGCGUUGGAUGUUUGACUAGGCUCACAGAAGCCUAUAUCGAAGGGGCGGUGGUACGCACAAGCAUGCCGCUGCCAAUGUUUUUCGGUGUUAAAGGGCUUGGCUAGGCUGACAAGAGCUUAGACUUUGGGGGAAGCGGGGAAUAAAA
Molecule: messenger RNA, 902 nt
Organism: Cladocopium goreaui
Lineage: Eukaryota; Dinophyceae; Suessiales; Symbiodiniaceae
Source: the annotation of a GenBank genome assembly